UUCGGUCGGGCGCCAAAAUUCUGGGACAUUUCCUCGACCUAAGGAAAUAAUUUGUUAAAAAGACCAUUUAUGACUCUCCAUUUAUCGUUGUUUUGCCAACAUUUUAGAUGGCCGAUCGCCCACUUCAACCUAAAUGAUUUCUGCUAGUGAAAAUACAUUCGGGGUCAAACAAGUCAAUGCAAGUAAAACCGGUUUUACAAAUUUAGUUCGUCCGUUACGUGGGAUAAGUAAAUUGCCCGUAAAAAAAAUAUCCUUUCAGGUUUGUUGUCUUUCCCUUUUAGUCCGGUGUGAAUUCAGACAUUUCUUUUUUUUUCAAGAAACAAAUAAUUUUGAAAGAAUUCUUUGAAAAUGAAUAAUCGCUAGUUUUCGUUUGGUAAAGCAGAGUUAGUGAUUUGAACCGUUUUAAUCGUGACGUCACACCACCAACGCAAACCAGCUUGUGGCUUAUUAUGUCAAGUUGCGCAAAGAUCACUUCAUUACAAAACCGUCAGUGCCCACAUCAAGAACUAUACCAGAGUAAGCUGAGCAGGCCACAAAUUCAACAUGGUUCUCCAGCAAUGUUUGGCAUGUAACACAGUGAUGACAGAGUCUUGCAGGUCAUGCGUUUGUGGUCACGUGUUCAAAGACGUGAGAAAGAUUUGUGGAAAGAGGUUCUCAGAAUAUCGCGCUGAGUUAUACACACGCUUGGAAAACAGGAGAAUAAAACAGUUGGUACGACAAAACCGAAAAGCCAGCGAAAAGGGAACUUCCCAACAACCUCUCAAAGAACACAAGGGCAACCGGGAAGAAUCUUUAGUCGUUGCUUCAGCGCUCAAACCAAAGACCCACUCAGUUCAUUCUAAACCACUUCACCGAAGAAUAAAAGGCAAACGAUAUUCGCGCCCAGUAAACCCACCAUCAAACAAAACAACCAGCGUGCCACCAGAACUAGUGUCCAGGCUUCCAAGUGCUCUGCAAGAAAUCAACAGAAGACUGACGGGACAAAACUUAGUAUGGUGGACAAUGCACUUAUUAUAACAGCUACGACCAUCACAGGAUCAACUAAACAGGGAGCGAAAGUAACUUCUGAUCAUAAAUGGUCAUACACUGUUACCAGGUAGCAGACAUAGUUUCAAGACAAAUCUGGUAUCUGACCUAAGUUUCCCGCUGACAAACACGCUGAACUGAAUCACAUUAGUGAAGGAAAGCGUUUCAGACGCUUUAAAAAUUGGUGUCUCCGGCUUGUUUUGAUGCAGUAGAUUAUCAAAGUCCGAGGAACAUUACGAUGUUUGGAUAACUAUGAUCUCGAGGAAGGAGAUAGAACUGUUAACUAUAUACAAAUUUUAUAUUUAUAUCUUUUAUUGGAAAAAUAUCUCGAUCCGAACCCUUAUCUACUUGUAGAUAAGGAGCGACUCAUAUUAUCUACAGGCAUUACGGAAACCGGUCAUCAGUCGUUUCAUACCCAUCUCGGUCGAUUUGUACCCAUUCAACUGAGUCGUUUAGUGCCCAUACUGAUAAAGUUAAGUAUGUUAAAAUAACCGAAUUUAUUACCGUUAUAACAAAGGGGGAAAAAUUACAUUUACAUUAGCUUUUGUUGUUAUAAACAGUACACUAUGCUAUUAAAAAUAUCCCAAUUGUUUAGUAGUUUAUCGCAAUAUAAUUUUGCUUGUAUCUGACUUGCUAGACUCUACUAACUUGUCGUAAGCAACAAUCAACGCAACGCGCUGAUGUUUCGAUUGAACGUAGAUUGGGAAGGAUACGAAUCGAGACUACACGCACUCGUGUUACGUGUUGCUAUCAUUAAAUUUCCUUUAAGACCACCUGGAAGGUGAAAAGGAAAUGCAGGGGUUUUUAUGGACGUGAUGUACAAAUGAGAUUGAAAAAAUAGAGGACUGACUUAAAGCUCGAAUCGGAAUCAGAGUGAAUAAAAACUUAUCUGUAAACAAUAUCAGAUCAGGUGGAACACUCAGAUACAUCGGCACUGUUAUCUAUUAAGUUUAUUCUCGACCUACAGUUUUUCAAUUGGAAAUUACAGCAGUGAAGAGAAGGAAAGAGGAAAAAGGCCAUGUAUAUACCGUCACCGUUCUCACUUCUACCCGAUGUAUAGGACAUAGUUACAGAUAUAAUUUGAAACUACGCGCAAAGAUUCAUGAUUUCCUGAGGCACUUCACUUUAUCUCAUCCGUAUCUGGACGUUUCAUCCCACUAAAAGUUCGCCUCCAGCUGUUUCGCCCUUUUCACUAUUAGUUCGCUCCAUCACUUUUAUCAUAUCACAGCAGAUCAUGCCUCUUUUCUAACGAAAUUAUAAGUCAUAUUUAUUAUUAUUUCUUUUGUUGUUGUUUUUUUUUGCGAAAAAGAGAUAAUUCUUAAGGCGGAGAAGAGUUGAAGAUAUUGGGCAAAAGUUUUAUCUAUUGAGGGGCGUACUCAUCGUCAUAGGGGCGAACUGGAAGAGGGCGAAUUUGCAUUAAGGCGAAACCUUCGUACAGCUCAUCGAGUAACAAAACAGUUAUUCCAAAUAUGACUAGUAUCUUGUUAAAGUUAAGUGUCCACUCCUUUUGAAUCUACAUGAUUCAUAACGACAAAGACUAUGGGGACCGAUCGUUUACGGUGACGGCCCCAGUCCUAUGGAACGGCCUUCCUUUACCAAUAAGGCAAGAUAAAAAAAAAUGAUUCUUUUAAGCGUUUACUUAAGACUUAUUUGUUUUCCAAGGCAUUUCAGUGAAGAUGUUUUACGUACAUUUUUAUAACAAACACACACGUAUAGUUUUAUUGAGUUAUUAUUAUUUGUAGUAUUAUAAUUGUAAUGCGCUUUUGAUUAUUUGUAUAGAAAAGGCACCCUAUCUUAAUAAUUGUAGUUGUUUUGGAUCUACUGAUGCCGAGCGGUUCAAUCUCACAUUUGAAAAAAUUCCAAUCGCACUUCACGAUCCGAAAGAGAGUCUGUCUGAGUAAUGAACUUAAUUCAAUAGUUUUGAGGACCCGCUCUAAACUAAAUAAGAGUUGCUGAUUAAUGUACCGUUUUCUUUUCCUCAAAUUAUACCGGGAGCCUAAGUCCUCUAGAGUUUCGCAGUACA
Molecule: messenger RNA, 3049 nt
Organism: Pocillopora damicornis (cauliflower coral)
Lineage: Eukaryota; Metazoa; Cnidaria; Anthozoa; Scleractinia; Pocilloporidae
Source: RefSeq, a predicted model, not a curated record